AUGGCUUCCUUGGUCCCUUCUUCAAGCUUAGGUUCCAAUGUGACAAUUACAAAACAAGAGUUCUUCAGCUUUCAUAACAUCGAUCGUCAACUCUUCAUCCGUUUAGUCGUGGGACUAGGUCGUGACACGAGCGAAUCCACACAUGUCAUGGCCUUCAUUUUGUGGCUUGAAAAUUUGAGCCAAAAUAUGACAAUUGUUAAGAACUUGCUCCAAUGGCCUGACACCAAGCUUAAUUAUCUCGUGGAUGAGGUGACUUUGGUCUUGGAAUGCAUUGAAAAUUCUGAUUUCCCCUAUAAUGAUGAUGUUAAUCAAAAUGGCUUGCCCUUGAUCCAAUUCCUCAUUCGUGACAAAACCAAACCCCUCAAAUACUUUCAUAGUAAGCGUGUGAAUAUCGUUAGUGCAGUCACCAAGUUAUUCAACGAUGUUUGCGUAAAGGCCUUCACGGACAUAGUGCAACAAGUGCAACAUGAGAGGGCCACUAUGAACGAACGUAACUUUCAAAUUGAAAAUAUGUAUGGGGCUGUGCCCGAUCCUUACAUGCAAAUGCAACAAGUGAUGUAUUAUGUUCCAACACCUAGUGUUACUAUUGUGCCCCAACAAGUUCUGGUAACAACACCACAACUGGGUGAGGGAAGUUCCAGCUCUUGGAGUGGUGCUAUUAAUCCACCUCUAGAAACUUUUGAUGUUUCAAACCAAAAUGAUUUUAAUCAAAUUUACGAUGAGGUUAUGACCAUGUUGAAUCACACUACAAUUACUAGUACUGGUGAUGAGAAAAUGGACGUGCCUGCCAAUGAUAGGACAAUCUUUAUGACAUUCUCUAAGGGAUAUCCUAUUUCGGAGGCUGAAGUUCGAGAAUUCUUCUCAAGAAGAUAUGGAGAUAUCAUUGAAACAAUACAAAUGCAAUUUGUGGUUCCACCGGAGCAAUCAUUGUAUGCUCGCGUAGUGAUUCGCCUUGAGGCCAUAAACAUUAUUGAUCAUUUUCUUGAAAGUAAAAGUAAAGUGAAGCUGUCCAUCAAUGGGAAGCAUGUUUGGGCUAGAAAGUAUGUUCACAAGGGUAACAAGUCACAACAGAAAACGUCCCAAGUGACUGCUGAAUCACCUUCACCUUUUUCAGCAGGAACAUCUUCUUGGUGA
Messenger RNA from Abrus precatorius (Indian licorice), 1134 nucleotides. RefSeq lists its product as uncharacterized. Bases 1 to 1134 code for a protein of 377 amino acids. Lineage: Eukaryota; Viridiplantae; Streptophyta; Magnoliopsida; Fabales; Fabaceae. The transcript is spliced from 2 exons. The record is from RefSeq and is a predicted model, not a curated record.